AUGGAUAAGCGUUCCAAUGAUCGGGGUAUUCAUACCCUGGAGUCUCAGUCCCUCGAUGGAAGUGAACCUUCCAAAAUAUAUGAAAUCAACGCGUACGAAUUAGCAAACCAGAUCCUGGAGGAUUAUACCCAACCUGACUCGAAAUACGUUCAAGGACUUACCGGUUCUUUGGGCAUUAUCCACGCUUAUUUUACCCCAAAGCCCAGUGAUUACGUGGAACCAGAUACCUGGAAUAAUGUUCGCAAGAGCUUUUCUCAAAAGUUUGUGGAAAGUCCGCUUCAGAAGUGGGGAUUUAGUGGAAUGGAUGAUAUUACGCAACAGCUCGUUCUCAAGUGGGAAAGAUUCGGCCCGGAUAAUAAAAUAAGCCUAGUACAAGACUUUUUUCUUCUUGCCCUGGACUCUAUGGGACUUUCAGUCUUGAACAUGCGCUUCAACUCAUUCUACAAGUCCGAACUUGUUCCAUUCGUGGGAUACCUGUAUGAAUUGGCGGAAAGGCUUUCAGAGGCCAAGCCAGCCGAUUGGGCAAUCCCAGACCCAAACUCAGGGCAAAGCAGGUCGGAUAAACCCCCAGUUCAGGGUGAUAGUACCAUAGAUACAAAAGAAGUCGACGGACUCGCAAACCUAGUUCUGGACAGGUUGAAGGAAGCGAUCCGGAAAAGAGUAAUUAGUCCUAACAAGUACGAUGUCUUGAGUGAUAUCAUGCAGGUGGACGAGAAAAAACGAGACGAGAAUCUGGAUGCUGUGUCGAGGUAUCUCGCGAUGUUGUCUGUCGCUACGAUAGGUCUAAUCUCAAGUGUCUUGUCCUUUGCGAUAUAUGAGCUACUCAAAAACGAACCGGCUCGUAAAAAGCUCCAGGAAGAAAUUGAUGAAGUGCUGCAGGGGGGUGACUGUAAACCUGAUCACCUGAGCCGAAUGCCUUAUCUCACUGCUGUCCUGGAAGAGACUUUAAGGCUACACCCUCCUGUUCCGAAACUUGCCUUUUUCGCUUCGGAAGAUAAGGCCUUCAACGACAACACUAUACCCAAGGGAUCGAAAAUCUUCAUUGAUGUUGAAUCGAUUCUGAAAGAUACGGACCCUAUUGCCUGGGGGGAAGAUGCAAACGAGUUUAAACCCGAGCGAAUGGAGGGCAUUAAAUUCGAGGACGACAAGAGACUCAAGUCGCUGGAAAAAAGCAAAGAUACCUACUUCGGAAAUCCGUUCAUUACGAUGCUAGCCAAACUGGCUAUUGUAUCGUUGUUUCAACGUUUCGACUUUAAAUUGGUUGACGCCGAUUAUCAUUUGAACUGGGAACAACAAAUCGGGCCUGUACCCGGCAAUCUUUUACUCCAUGCAUCGCUUCGUGGCCAAUCGCAAUCAAGCGCCGGGGUUACUGAAGAGCCACCUGUGUCACAGGUGACCCAAACACCAACCCCACAUACGCCUGAAAAGAAAGAAACUCCUAUGUACAUUCUCUGGGGCGGCCGAGAUGGAACAUGUGAGAACUAUGCAGAGACUUUGCUCCGAUGGGCCCCCGCCAAUGGAUACAAACCCAUAAUGGCCGAGUUGAAUAGAUACGCCAAGAAAGACGCGCUUCCAAAAGACGGACCGGUGAUCAUAAUUGCGGCUACUUACGCAGGUUAUCCGACCGAAAAUGCAAAAGACUUUCAUGCAUACUUGUCAAAAUUAGUUGCCGAAAAGUCGACCGAACUGGAAGGCGUGAAAUACGCGGUAUUCGGUUGUGGCCGAAGUGGGUGGUCAGACACUUACCAAAAGGUCCCAAUCGAAUUCGACGAUAUGCUAACUCGCGGUGGGGCUGAAAAAUUGACUAAUAGAGGAGAGUUUGAUGCUGGUAGGCCAUUUACCGCCGAUGCAUUUGACGAUUGGGCAGCCAAGCUCUGGAAUGUACUCUCAAAGCAAUACGAUGUUACCUAUGAUGAAUCUCUCUAUCGUGAGGUGUACGAGAUAAGACAAAUAGGAAAUGCAGAUGCACGGCAUCGAAUCUUGAGACAAAAGGACACGAUUUCGGCCGUCGUGGUUGAAAAUAGGACGAUUUCGAAUCCGGAUGGCACUUUACCAGCUCGUCAUAUAGAACUAAGGAUGAGGGUGAAAGAGGCUUGCAAGUAUCAGCCAGGCGAUGUUAUAUCGGUUCUACCGACAAACCCCAUUGAGGAUGUUCAUCGAGUCUUUAGGCAUUUCAGAAUGCCUUUGGAGCAAGAAUUCCGUGUCGAAAAAUUAUCUUCCUCCGUGUUCGAGACCCUGCCUGCUGGUGAACGAGUCAAAGUGUUCGAACUUUUGAUCAACUUUGUUGAACUUGGAAAGCCAGCUCAGAAGUCACACCUUCGGAUCUUGAUGAAGCACACGCGAAACGAAGACACAAAACGAGAGUUACAAUCCGAGAUCAACACCUCCCUUGCAAACACUAUCAAGAAUCACCUAAGCAUACUUGAUUAUCUUGAGAAGUAUCGGGACAUUGAGCUUCCAUUUAACAAAUUCUUUAUUAUGCUUCCUUAUAUGCGGACACGAGAGUAUUCCAUAUCUUCUUCGCCACUCUGGAAGCCCAACACCCUUACUUUGAGCUAUCAAGAGCACACCAAGGGUGUUUCCAGCGGCUACCUUGCUCGACAAUCUCCCGGAGACGUCAUACGCUUCACAUGGAGAGUAUCUUCUCAUGCGCACUUUGGUCUCCCUGAACGACCUGACAAGGAUGGGAACCCGGUUCCAGCAAAUGAAGCAGAGAAACCUGUCGUGAUGUUCGCGACCGGAACCGGCAUUGCCCCAUUCCGUUCCAUGAUCCAAGAUCGCUGGGUGAGGGCAAGACAGGGAGAAAAGGUCGGCAAGAUGAUUCUGUUCUUUGGCUGCCGCGAUCCGAAGAAGGACUUCCUUUACGCCGAUAGCGACUUGAAAGAUUGGAUGGACCAGAAGAACUGGAAAGGAGAGAGACUUUUGGAUGUGCGGCCUGCCUUUUCGAGACCUCCAGAUGAAGCGGCCAAAGUUCAGUCAUCUGGAUGCAAGUAUAUUCAAGAUCGUGCGCAGAAGGAUGCGGACCUUCUCAUAGAGGUUUAUGACAACGGUGCUAGAUACCUCACAUGCGGGAACGUGGCUGCGAGCAAGGGACUCGAGGCAGUUGGAAAGGAGAUUGUACGCAAAGGUCACGAGAAGAAGGGCAAGACGCCGCCACCACCGGAGGAGAUUAAGAAGUUUAUCGGACAAAUCUAUUUCACGGAUGUAUUUGGCUAA
Rhizoctonia solani is the source of this 3216-nucleotide messenger RNA. RefSeq names its product cytochrome P450 family protein. Gene Ontology annotation, cellular component: cytosol. The coding region runs from base 1 to 3216 and encodes 1071 amino acids. NCBI's taxonomy places the organism in Eukaryota, Fungi, Basidiomycota, Agaricomycetes, Cantharellales, Ceratobasidiaceae. The transcript is spliced from 16 exons. Gene Ontology annotation, molecular function: monooxygenase activity; NADPH-hemoprotein reductase activity; iron ion binding. The record is from RefSeq and is a predicted model, not a curated record.